AUGGUUGUGAUGAUAGAGCUGCAGCAGUGAGGGAACAUCUCAUCUGUGACUGUGUCAGUGCAGAAACAUGGGGGAAGCCGAGACUGUGCCAUCCGACGAAAAACAAGCAGAAACCGGUAUCUGUACCGCCGAGGAAUCGAUAGUAUGGAGUCAAGAAGUAGAAGUGUGUCUUUUUCACGCCAUGCUGGGUCAUAAACCCGUAGGAGUGAAUCGUCAUUUCCACAUGAUCUGCAUUCGGGAUAAGUUCAGUCAGAACAUCGGCAGGCAGGUGUCGUCUAAAGUCAUCUGGGAUCACCUGAGCACCAUGUAUGACAUGCAAGCGCUGCAUGAAUCAGAAAUACUCCCGUUUCCAAACUCAGAAAAGAGCUUUGUGCUGCCAGAAGAGAUCAUACAGGAUGUCAAAGAAGGUAAAGUGGGAUCAGAAGAUGACGUGAAGGAGGAGUUCAAAGAAGAGAGUGACCCGCCUGCAACCCAUGAAGAAGGCAGCAAUUCCUCCGUGAAGAUGUCAGAGAGGUCGGGCAGCGGGCGCGAGAAAGAGAGAGAGCGGGCCGAGAGGGGGGGCUCCGGUGAGACGGGCAGCGGGUCGAAAGAAUCAGCCGGGGAAAAGAGAAAGAGGAGCCGAGCCGUGGAGAAGGUGAUGAACUCCAGCAACCCCUCCAGUCCUGGAGGAGCCAAGCGCCGCAGGACGUAGCCGCAGCUUGCAGCAGGAGGACUUGGGACAUCAGAUGUUUGAAAAGAACUGACUGAGAGAGGCGUAGCUAAUAUUGGUCGCGCUUGAGCCAAUGUGAAAGUGAAAUGACGUGCAGGGGAUGUAUGAUGUUCGUGUGCGUUAUCUGCAGUCCAGGGGUUCACUGCGAGGCGUUCCUGUGCUUUAAGCGUUCUGAGCUGUUCACAGACAGAGACAGCAGAAAUAUUGGAAAGUCUUUGGUGGUUGUGUAGGAUCAGAGACUAGACUGAUGGGGAAAGUAUGAUAAACUAAUAAGCUUUCCUCUGCUGAGUUUGGAAACAAAACAGUGACUUUUUUUAAAAAGGAAAAACGUUUCUGGGAAUUUUAAGUGGUAGCUUUAUUUUAUUUUUGUCCGAACGAUUGUUUUUGAGAUGGACCUGAGAAUCAACUAGUUUGUUGUGUGAUUUUAACAGGACUUGCACUGCAAAUAAGUUGAGCUAGACGUCUGUUAUUAACUGUAUGAAAUAAGCUGAUUCUGUUAGCCUAUUAGACGGUCAUUGAUCAAAUGCUUAGGAAAUAGUGAUGGAUAUUUACACUGUUUCUGAGACAUGAUUGAUUCAAUUAUUUGACCAAAUGUGUGUUAAGCACAUCAGGAGUAUGUCCCUGAUUAAAAAACAUUAUUGUGAACAA
Molecule: messenger RNA, 1357 nt
Organism: Megalobrama amblycephala (Wuchang bream)
Lineage: Eukaryota; Metazoa; Chordata; Actinopteri; Cypriniformes; Xenocyprididae
Gene: mrgbp
Product: MRG/MORF4L binding protein
Exons: 5
Coding region: 68-691 (207 amino acids)
Biological process (GO): regulation of transcription by RNA polymerase II
Cellular component (GO): NuA4 histone acetyltransferase complex; nucleus
Source: RefSeq, a predicted model, not a curated record